UUGACAGUUUAGUUUACCUUCUCUUGUGGAAUUCGUGAAUGUGGCAAAUGGUAUUUGUUUAUAAUUAUCGAUUAUUAUUAUAAAUGAUACACCGUGAAUUUUCUAUGCGCUUCUAAAAGUUAUUUUACGGAGAAGUUUACAAAAAGCUACCAAGAUUAGUGCCAAAAUGCAGGGCGUGAGCGCUCCUCGCGAGCAGCCUCCGCCAGUCAUCAGUACCAGCUCCACAAUCCUCAAUAUGAGGGAAAAGGAGAAAUACAUAGAAGAUUUCGACUUUCCCUUCUGUGACGAGUCUUCUAAAUAUGAAAAAGUCGCUAAAAUCGGCCAGGGAACGUUCGGAGAGGUCUUUAAAGCGCGGGCUAGAAACUCGUCGAAAAAAUUUGUUGCCAUGAAAAAAGUCCUCAUGGACAAUGAGAAGGAAGGCUUCCCGAUCACGGCUUUGCGAGAAAUAAAGAUCCUACAGCUCCUCAAACACGAGAAUGUCGUUAAUUUGAUAGAAAUAUGCAGAACAAAGGCAACAUUGCAUAAUAAAUAUAGGUCGACAUUUUACCUCGUUUUUGACUUCUGUGAACACGACUUGGCUGGUUUAUUAUCAAAUAUGAACGUUAAAUUUAGCUUGGGAGAGAUUAAGAAGGUCAUGCAGCAGUUAUUGAAUGGUUUAUAUUACAUACACAGUAAUAAGAUAUUGCAUAGGGACAUGAAAGCUGCAAAUGUCUUGAUAACCAAGAAUGGGAUUCUUAAACUGGCUGAUUUCGGUCUAGCGAGGGCUUUUAGUGUUGCCAAGUCUGGACAAGUCAAUAAAUACACAAACAGAGUGGUUACAUUGUGGUACAGGCCUCCAGAACUGCUAUUAGGUGACCGAAACUACGGACCUCCAGUGGACAUGUGGGGUGCAGGUUGCAUCAUGGCUGAGAUGUGGACACGGUCACCCAUCAUGCAGGGCGCCACUGAACAGCAGCAACUGAUCCUGAUCUCCCAGCUCUGUGGGUCCUGCACCCCGGACGUGUGGCCCGGCGUUGAAGCCCUAGACCUGUACAACAAGAUGGAACUGCCCAAGGGUCAGAAGAGGAAGGUCAAGGAAAGGCUAAAGCCGUACGUGAAGGACCCCUACGGCUGCGACCUGCUGGAUAAGCUGCUGCAGCUCGAUCCGGCUAAGAGGUACGAUGCCGACACCGCACUAAACCACGAUUUCUUCUGGACGGACCCGAUGCCGUGCGAGCUCGCCAACAUGCUCGCCCAGCACACGCAGAGCAUGUUCGAGUACCUGGCGCCUCCGCGCCGGCCCGGGCACCUGCGGCACCACCACCACGUGGCCGGAGCGGCGCCCAAGCCCCAAGCCUCCGUGCAGGACUCAGGGUACCAGGACCGCGUGUUCUGAGUCACGGGUCCAAGUAUCAGUCAUUGUCAAUAGGUUAAGGAGACGGGCAUUUUGAAAGGUUUUCUUAGAUUUGAAACACAAAACCUCCGUAUUCUUAGAUUUGGAACACAAAACACACAGUCUGAGAAAAACGGAGGUUUAGUGUUUCAAACUUUCAAACAUUGAGAUUUGAAAAUGUUAAAAUUGUAAGAUUGAAUUUUGUGUUCAUUAAUAGGCGGGUCACACACGAGCCUCGCGUAGCGUCUCGGUUUGUGCAAAAGUGCCUCGGGCGAAGCAAACGCAUACGCGGCAGCGAUGCCGCGGGCGAGGCAUGUCUCCACAGACCGAGCUGCCCCGCGCGGCAAUAUCCUCGCGAGGCGAGUCGUUCUAUGUAGACCUGCCUAAUAAAGAAACUACUAGCACAACAAACUUAGUACAUCGACCUGCCUGUCUGUUCUUCUCUAUCGUAGGCGCUAAUUAUAUUCCUGACGCGCUCAUGAUGACGGCGGUCAAUGACACUGAGCGAGCGGGACAUAAUACGCGUGCGAUAGAGAUAAGAAUAGGCGGGCCGAUGUACGGAAUUCCUCGUUCUAAGGGUCCUUACUUUAGAUAUGGUAUUAUAUAAAUACAUAUUUAUUACACAUUGAAUGUAGGUAGAUAUUUUGGAAAAUUAAUUGAAUUGAUAGUUCGACUAUCUAUUUUAAAAGACUGGUAAACAGUUGUAUGUAUGUAAUAUACAAAAAAAAGGGUUUUAUUGAUGUCUGUAACUUCCUACUGUUAUAAGUUUUAUAACUCACUCUUAAGUGGAGUCCAGACGGGGUGAUCAAAUCGACCGACAGAAAUGAAAUUGUCGUCAAUUUCCAAUUUAAUCACCAAUUUUAGAUUUAUGGUGAUAUUAGAGCCCUUCAAAUUGAAAAAAUGCCCCAAAACGAAAAUAUUGGUAUUCUUGCGUCCGCGCCCCAUUUUAUCGGUAAUAUCGGUCAUAAUCGGCGGUUGAAUUCGGCGAGACAAAUUGGCGUUUGCGUCCGUCCUGAUUUGAUCGGACAAUUUAAUCAGAUUGGCGAAAAAUUCGUCUGGACACGGCCUUGUGUAUAAACCUAUAAACUGAUUUUGUUGUUAUAUUUUGCUCUGAAUAAUACAAAUUAAUGAUUUUAUGUGAACAAAAAUACUGCCUAAAUAGAUAUAAGAGGGGAAUUAUACUUUUUUUAAAGCCUUAAUUAAUUGUAAUUUUCAUUAUUGUCAUACAUAAUAUGUGACGUUAUCUAUGAAAAGGGACCUUAUUGUCGAUGGCGCUUACGCCAUUAUUAACGAUGCUCCGAUAUAAAUAAAAUGCCGCGCGACGCUGUGCAGCGUAAGCGCCAUCGACAAUAAGGUCUCUUUUCAUAGAUAAUGCCCCAUAUUCGAGUGAUUAGAAAUAGGCAAAUUUAAAACUUAUGUUAUUAGAUAAGAUUGCUAUUACCUAUAGAUCUAUAGAAUUACAUUUCUGCAAUAAUUUUGUAACUUUCGCCAGAUACUCACAAAUAUAAAUAAACACAUCUCUAUAGGGGGUAUUACAACAAUGUUCUGCCGCCAGAGUGCAGCAUAAGCAUAUAUUGUAAACCAUAGAGUAAUUUAUACAUACCUACUAUGCCCUUAAACAGUUUUUUGACAAGUUUUCACUAUGACAAUGAUGCAUCAAGGCGGUUUGUUUACAGAGAGCGGUAGGCCCUCAGUAUGUGCUAGUGGCGCUCACUACGCAGAGUUUUGCGUAAUAUUCCCUAUAACCAAGGCUUAAGAGUGCGUGUUCAGAUAUUUAUGAGCAUCUUGGCCGCUCCGAUAUAUCUGAUGGUGACUGUACAUCUAACUGUAAAAGUAAGCCGACUUUGACUUUAUGAUUCUUCAUCGUUAUGAUAUUAUAAUAUUGUUGAUAAUAAACCCGUGUAUAGUAAGAGUUUUCUGAAAUGAUUUUUACGCCUAAGACAACAAAAGCCAUUGUUUCUUUUGUGCGAGCGGUCAGCUCCCGUGUUCAGCGCGUGCCAAAGCAACAAUGUCGAUUAAAAAGCGGCUGUAUCGUGGUGAUUUUAAGGUUCAAAUCUAUGUAAUAAUAUGAGCGCUCGCUUACAUUGAGGUGGUCGAUCGUCGUGUUAAUACCAAAACGUGUUAAGAGCUCUGAGCUAUUACAUAGAUUUGAACCUUAAAACUAUCACGAUAAUGCUGCUUUUUAAACGUCUUGCUUUGGCACGCGCUAUACACGGAAGCUGACCGCUUGCACAAAAUAAACAAUGGCUUUCGUUUAUUAUGCGUAAAAAUCAUUUAA
Messenger RNA from Cydia splendana, 3650 nucleotides. RefSeq names its product cyclin-dependent kinase 9 (gene Cdk9). The transcript is spliced from 5 exons. Gene Ontology annotation, molecular function: ATP binding; RNA polymerase II CTD heptapeptide repeat kinase activity; cyclin binding. Gene Ontology annotation, biological process: protein phosphorylation; positive regulation of transcription elongation by RNA polymerase II. Bases 167 to 1375 code for a protein of 402 amino acids. The record is from RefSeq and is a predicted model, not a curated record. NCBI's taxonomy places the organism in Eukaryota, Metazoa, Arthropoda, Insecta, Lepidoptera, Tortricidae. Gene Ontology annotation, cellular component: cyclin/CDK positive transcription elongation factor complex; nucleus.